Messenger RNA from Babesia ovata, 351 nucleotides. Its product is annotated as aconitase C-terminal domain-containing protein, putative. NCBI's taxonomy places the organism in Eukaryota, Apicomplexa, Aconoidasida, Piroplasmida, Babesiidae. The coding region runs from base 1 to 351 and encodes 116 amino acids. The transcript has a single exon. The record is from RefSeq and is a predicted model, not a curated record.
AUGCGACCGUCCGCGUCUGAAGCACUCGUUUGCUCCAACUGCCUCACAAUCUUCGCAAGUCGCAGCUUGGAUAUGCGGGUGCCAUGGGCGAAGUUCAGCCUAAACACAUCUGUGCCCGCGUCGAAGAGCUCGUUAAGGGAAUCUACGUCGUUAGUCGAUGGUCCAAGCGUCGACACCUGCUUUGUGAACGUAGGAAAGCUCCCCACGGGUGUCUCAACUGGAGCCAACGCCGGUGUUGCCGCUACCUGUAACGCCUGGGAGAAGAAAGUAGCCAGCAAAACCGUCAUUACUGUAAAUGAUGCAUUUCUAAGACAGGCACGUUUCCCGGCAACAGCAUUCGAGCCACCCUGA